AUGAGGGAGGAGAAGGAAAAGGAUGAGAACAAGAUGGAGAAACAGGAAAAUCGACAGGAAAAAGAAGGGAAGAGGAGUAGAUUGAGGAAGGAGGAGUGGCAAGAGGAGAAGAAGAGGGAGAAGGAAGAAAAGCAAGAGGAAAAGAGGAGGAGAAGGAUAAGGAGAAAAUGGAGGAGGAUAAGAGUGAAGGAGGAUGAGCAGAUGAAAGAGAAGGAGAAGCAAGAGGAAAAACAAGUGAAGGAGGAAAAGAUGUAG
This is a messenger RNA of Ilex paraguariensis (yerba mate), 255 nucleotides long. NCBI's taxonomy places the organism in Eukaryota, Viridiplantae, Streptophyta, Magnoliopsida, Aquifoliales, Aquifoliaceae. The record is from the annotation of a GenBank genome assembly.